AUGAAAUUGAGUCGAGAUUUUGUUAUGGCAAGACUGGAUAAACGUAUUCUUCGUGGAGGAGCAACAACAACGACUCCUUCCAAUGUCAAUACCUCCUCGUCCACUACCACAACCACUAUUUCAAAUGAUAUAUUUUUCCCUGAUUGUAACGAAAAUUCUGCUCCAGACGAUUCUAUUUUGGAUUCUGAUUUGGCAGAAAAAUUUUUUGUUUAUUCGACUAAACGCCAUUUUAUUUAUUAUUAUUCUUUGGCAUAUGGACGUUUUGUUUCUGAUUUUAGACAUUCUGUGGCUAUAUGUUCCUUGUUUUGUGAACCUGAUGGAAUUAGAUGUCUUUUUCUAGAUGAACUACACGAUAUUUACAUUUACUCUCCAUCCGACGGCAGAUUGUGCAAAAUACUGCUUCAAGGACCCUUUGAAGGAGGACACCAACACAUUGGCUGCCUUUGGGAGACCUUUACGGUCGACAAAGACACCUUUCUAGUCCAUGGAAAACAUCACAUUUAUGUUUUUAUGUUGGCCAAGGAUGUCCAUCAAGGCGAUUAUUUAUGA
This is a messenger RNA of Meloidogyne enterolobii, 549 nucleotides long. The record is from the annotation of a GenBank genome assembly. NCBI's taxonomy places the organism in Eukaryota, Metazoa, Nematoda, Chromadorea, Rhabditida, Meloidogynidae.